Molecule: messenger RNA, 1989 nt
Organism: Medioppia subpectinata
Lineage: Eukaryota; Metazoa; Arthropoda; Arachnida; Sarcoptiformes; Oppiidae
Source: the annotation of a GenBank genome assembly
AUGUUAUACUUUCACACAAACAAUAUUAUUGAUCGGGUCUAUGGGUUGGGCAGUAAUAAUAAGGGAGAGUUAGGUUUGGGACACAACCGACCCAUCGAUACACCAGAAGAAGUGCCACAAUUAAGGCAUCAAAAUAUACAACACUUUUUCAAUGGAGCGGUUAUGGUAUUGGCUAUGAAUACCGAUCACCGGAUAUACAGCUGGGGCUCCAAAAGUAAGCAACAGUUAACUAAGGAGAAAAUGUUUAUCGAUGUCUAUUAUAAGCCGGAGAUUAUAACACUAUUUAAUACAAACGAGAUUAGGAUAACACAAAUUAGUUGUUGUUAUAAUAUUAUACUCGGCUUAUCAUCCGAUGGCCGGGUAUACAAAUGGUUCGCCGAUAGUCCAAAAAAACUUCAACCUAUUCGCAUUGAUUUUACCGAUGAGUACCAAACUAUUUCUAAUGCAAAUAAUAUCGAUAUGUUUGAGACGCUGGCAAUGAUAGGAAAGGGAGGUUACGGACAGGUUAUGAAAGUUAGCCACAAAACUACUGGCGAUGUGUUUGCUAUCAAGAAAUGCCAAUUACGGGUAUUAACAGCAAAACAGAGAGAAAAUGUAUUGAAAGAAACGGAAAAUUUAAUAAAAUUGCGCUCAGAAUAUGUCAUUCAAUACUACUAUUCGUGGAUUCAAUACAACUGUUUAUACAUUCAAAUGGAGCUCUGUUUCAAUGGUUUGAUUCAUUUGAUCAAAACUCAAAGAAAAUUGUUUAAAAUGUAUAAAACAUAUGAUUAUUACAUAUCAUAUGAUAUAUUCAAACAAUUGGUGGAAAGUGUGGAGUAUUUGCAUAAAAAUAAUAUCAUUCACAGAGACCUCAAACCCGAUAAUGUGUUGAUUUCUAUGCCAUAUAUUUAUACAAAUCAUAGAUAUAUAAAGUUAUGUGACUUCGGUUUGUCUAAAGAAGUGAAAGCAUUGAGUGAUGAAUACAAUCAAAGGAGUGCUAAACACACCGCAGAUAUCGCCCAAUAUAUGGCACCCGAAGCACAGUUUGGCACCGAUUAUAACCAUUUAAUAGAUGUCUAUAGUCUGGCACUCAUUGGAGCAGAACUUUUUCACUUUGAUUCCGAUUAUAUCAGAGACGGAGUAAUUCAAACCAUUAAAACUAAUGAUAAAGAAUUAGACAAUAAAUUAUCAGAAAUAUACGGAUUAUUGCUAUCAAUGAGUGUUAGUAUAUAUACAGAGAGUUAUAGAAAGAUUGAUUGGAGACUAAGACCCGAAUGUGACGUAAUUUUAGACAAAUUAAUGGCUAAAAAAUGUCGCAUAUUUAGCGAGUUCACUUUGGUCCGGGACAACACCGAACAACUGGCCGUAGCCCUGGAGCUAUCUGGCCAAAAAGAUGCCGCCAAACAAUUGCGCCAAUUCAACCUAUCGGAACGACCAUGGUCAUAUUCCCACGAUAUCAACCUAACUGUCGUACCCGCCCGAGCCCUGCGCUCCGACACAUCCAAGCAGUGCAAAAUGGAGACCAAACCCCGCGGUGUGGCCCUAGUAUUUGUCACUAUACCCGAGCUGUACAACGAGGCCGAACGAUUCNGAGAGUUAGGUUUGGGACACAACCGACCCAUCGAUACGCCCGAAGAAGUGCCACAAUUAAGGCAUCAAAAUAUACAACACUUUUUCAAUGGAGCGGUUAUGGUAUUGGCUAUGAAUACCGAUCACCGCAUAUACAGCUGGGGCUCCAAAAGUAAACAACAGUUAACUAAAGAGAAAAUGUUUAUCGAUGUCUAUUAUAAGCCGGAGAUUAUAACACUAUUUAAUGAGAUUACGAUAACACAAAUUAGUUGUUGUUAUAAUAUUAUACUCGGCUUAUCAUCCGAUGGCCGGGUAUACAAAUGGUUCGCCGAUAGUCCAAAAAAACCCAAACCUAUUCGCAUUGAUUUUACCGAUGAGUACCGUAUUUCUCGGGUUAUAACCAGCUUUUCUCUAUUGUUUUCCAUAACAACCGACGGCCGG